CCUCCUUGCCUUGCCUCAUUUUCUCCUCACUGUCUGUCACUGCAGAUGCACCUUGAAGACACAGGGAGCCAGACCAGAGUCAUGAUCCUUCAAGCCCUCACCCUGGCUGCCCUGCUCAGUCCCCACGGAGCUGGCACCUUCCAGGUGGACCAUGUGUCAAUGUACGCCGAGUUUGUCCAGACACACAAACCUUCUGAGGAGUACAUGUUUGAAUUUGAUGAAGAUGAGCAGUUCUACGUGGACCUGGAUAAGAAGGAAACUGUCUGGCACCUGCCAGAGUUUAUUCACGCCUUUGACUAUGAUGCUCAGAGGGGCAUUGCUGACAUCGUCAUGGCAAGGAAGAACCUGAACACCAUGAUCCAACGCUCCAACCACACCAGGGCCACAUCCGAGCCCCCUGAGGUGACCAUGUUUCCCAAGGAGCCUGUGGAGCUGGGCCAGCCCAACACCCUCAUCUGCCACGUGGACAAGUUCUUCCCGCAGGUGCUCAACGUCAUGUGGCUGCGCAAUGGGCAGGCGGUCACCGAGGGUGUGGCUGAGACCAUCUUCCUGCCCAGCACAGAAUUUAGAUUCCACCAGUUCCACUAUCUGACCUUCCUUCCCACCGCCGAGGACGUCUAUGACUGCAGGGUGGAGCACUGGGGGCUGGACCAGCCGCUCCUCAAGCACUGGGAGGCCCAGGAGCCGAUCCAGGUGCCUGAGAUGGAGACCGUGGUCUGCAUGCUGGGCUUGGCGGUGGGCCUGGUGGGCAUCAUCACCAGCACCGUUGUCCUGAAGACCAGGUUAUCCGAGAGCGUCCCCUGUGACAACCUUUCCUCAACGGAAGAGGACACAGGGGAGUCCCCAGCGUCAGAUCUGCUUUAA
Vicugna pacos (alpaca) is the source of this 864-nucleotide messenger RNA. Its product is annotated as HLA class II histocompatibility antigen, DP alpha 1 chain. Gene Ontology annotation, cellular component: MHC class II protein complex; membrane. Gene Ontology annotation, biological process: immune response; antigen processing and presentation. The record is from RefSeq and is a predicted model, not a curated record. Lineage: Eukaryota; Metazoa; Chordata; Mammalia; Artiodactyla; Camelidae.